UUCUAUUUCAAAAUCAGUAGACGGUGUUAGUGCGCAGUCUUUCUAGGUCAUUGGCCGCGACAUGAUAGUAUACCAUGGAUCCCAACCUUCCUUCUGAUGUCACCGCCGAUGCUGCAUGCGACACCGGCUCCUUCGCACUACGUAGAUGGGCUACGUACUACGAAAGCGUUGGAUCUUCCUCAGAGAAUGAUAGUGGCAUUCAGUCCCUCGGAAAGGGAGUUCAGGACCUGUAUAUUGAUAUCACCAGAUUUGAUAACAAGCGCCGAGGAAAGAGGGGAGGCGAUACGAAGGAGACGCCAAAACGCCAAUGCUAUGAUUCGGGUGUUGGUGAUAGCCUCAAGGCAGCCGUUUCACUCGGCAGCAAGCACGGCGACGUAAGCAUCGGUGCCUUUUCGAGACUUCGGGGUAGCUCCCAAAAUAUCAACAAAGAAAACAUUGGGCAUGGUGGAAUAGAUGAAGGAUUUGAAUCGAUUAUUAGGGAAAAAGCGGAAGAAAACGACAUUGCUGUGCUUUUUGCAAGAAAUGCAGAAGGUGACACACCACUCCACAUAUUCAUAAUCCACGAGCUCCUGAAGGCAAUCGUUUGCAUCAUUGGCUUUGCCUGCUCACCAUGCCAACUGGACAUCGUCAACGACAUGCAACAAUCGCCACUAAUCCUCGCAGCAAUGACGAGACAAGCUCGGGUUGUACGGGCACUCCUUAUAGCAGGCGCCGAUCUGCUUCUGCCCGACCGCCACGGCAAUUCGGCGUUACACAUCGCCUCAAGAAACGGAGACCUACAAACAUUAGAAGCGCUGGCGAAACCUGUCAGCCUAAGGGAAGCCCAAGAUGGGAAAUAUGUUCAAAAGACAAGAAAGAUUGAGCAAGAAGUGAAAGCGAAAAAUUACGAUGGGUACUCACCAAUCCACCUCGCAACGUUAGAAGGUCAUCUUGACAUUUUGACACAUCUUGUUGAAAUUGGAGCAGACGUCGAUGAAAUGGAAGGAAAGGCUGGGCUUCGUCCAAUACAUUUGGCAGUGGCAAAUGAAGACAGGGAAACUAUCAAACAUUUAGUUGAAGAAUGCUUGGUUGACAUCGAUGCCACAACCUUCUACGGACUUUCUCCCAUAGAGCUUGCAAAUGAGAGAGGGCUCUAUGACGUAGUUGUCUACCUGGCCAACUUUGGCGCCUAUAGAACUGUCAUCGAGGUUCCAGAAUUCACGGACCUAGAUGAACAGUCUGACGAAGAAAUAGAGAGUGAGUUUGCUGACCUGCAGAUAAACGGCCAAUCGGUCUUUAAGAUUUGAAGCGAAGCUGAAUUUUCAAGAAGGCUCCAUAUGUACAUGUAUAUCGUAGAUCCACACUCAAUAUAUUCACACCCCCAAUAUCAGUCAACAUGGAGAGAAUUAUACUUGUUGCGGACGGAAACAAAUUCGUGCUUCUACAGCAUAUACUUAGUAUUUAAAGUUGAUUGUCACACACACUUUAAGUCCAUUAAUAAAAAACAAAUAUUCGUAAUCUGGUAGUUCCUUUUGCAUCAACGGUGAAAUUAGUGAAAAUGGUAGUGAAAUUAACUAUUAAAUAGUUGUUCUACAGUGUAGCUAAAAAGUAGUAAAAACCAGGAGACUGGUUAAGAAUUACUACAUGUAUAUCGAUAGUUCACAUGAUCGGUGCAAAAGGAACUACCAUAGUGGUGAAAAUUACAACAUUGUAUAAAAAAGCUAUUUUGGCUAAUGUCUGCUUCAAGGAUCAUGGAUUCUGAUAUAAAAUAACAAUUUUAUGAAUGAUAAGCCACUUCUAUCUGAGUAAUAGGCCUUAACAGCGAUUGCGUGAGUUGCAUUACAAUACAUUUAUACAAUAUGAUAUCUAGCUAGACAUGGUCUUGGAAAAGCUUAUUACACAAAGCAUACGAUGUCAAGUCAUGAUCCGGAUGUUUGCUAGGCCAUGCACUAUGCACAGGUCCUUGAAUCAAGUGUCCGGCAGUAAUUAUGGGUUGAACGUAAAAUGUUAACGUAGAAGAGUGGGAGCAAGAAAUCGACAGAGGUCUUCAGAGAGACGGUAAGGGGUUAAAAAGGUCUUGGGUACAUGUACAACAGGGAGCAAGAAAUCCCAAUACGUCUCAAAGAGACUCUUCUAUGCACUGGACGUCUGUUGAGACUUCUCUUUCAUCUACAUUAUUCCUUCAUGGACAGUUUACAAUGUCUUUACCGCCUUGAUUCGGUGCCCUUUAUGGGAGUCGUGCAACAUAAUGCAACCGCAGAUAUGCCAAGAGCAGAACAUUAUAAUGUUAUAGGAAAUACAUGUAUGGCAUGGGGACAUGGGGAACAAGUACAUUGUAUACUUCUUCCCCAUGCCAUACAUGCAUUUCCUAUAACGGAUAUCUCCUAUUAUAUGUGUGGUAUCAUAGAAUUUCUUCAAUAAAUUGAGGAGAAAAAAAUA
This is a messenger RNA of Lineus longissimus, 2418 nucleotides long. RefSeq names its product NF-kappa-B inhibitor cactus-like. Lineage: Eukaryota; Metazoa; Nemertea; Pilidiophora; Heteronemertea; Lineidae. The transcript is spliced from 6 exons. Gene Ontology annotation, cellular component: cytosol. The record is from RefSeq and is a predicted model, not a curated record. Bases 75 to 1286 code for a protein of 403 amino acids. Gene Ontology annotation, biological process: cellular response to tumor necrosis factor. Gene Ontology annotation, molecular function: NF-kappaB binding.